Molecule: messenger RNA, 1035 nt
Organism: Rotaria sp. Silwood1
Lineage: Eukaryota; Metazoa; Rotifera; Eurotatoria; Philodinida; Philodinidae
Source: the annotation of a GenBank genome assembly
AUGCCAACUGAGCCGGUGACAACAUGUAACAUGAAUACUAAUUCAGUAGCUCGACGACUACCAAAUGGAUAUGAAAUACAAAGAUGUCAUCCGACAGCUCGUAUUCACUCAUCGAGACGAUUAACAAGUUUAGCAACUACUGGCGACUCAGAUACAUUAUUUCCUAUGGCACCUCGUUUUCAUCGAUUCGUACGUAAAACACGACGAGAUGAAUCUGAGAUUAGUCCAUUUAUUAAAUAUCUUAUGUUUGGUUUUAAUAUUCUUUUCUGGAUUCUUGGUUUGCUAAUUGCUAUUAUUGGUAUCUAUGCUUGGAUUGAAAAAGAUACAUUUAAUAAUUUUGGUCGUUUAACAUUGGGUGGAACAUUAUUUUGUGAUCCAGCAUUACUUUUUGUUCUUGUUGGAAUUUUAAUGUUCUUUAUUGGUUUUGCUGGUUGUAUUGGAUCAUUAAGAGAAAAUACUUGUUUAUUACUUUUUUUUAGUUUUGCAUUAGCAAUUAUCUUUUUUGCACAACUUGCUUUUGGUACAUUAGUAUUUAUUUAUCGAGAAAAGGUUAAAAAUGAAGGAGAAAAACAAUUAAUGAUUAUGAUUCAAAGUUAUCGUGAUGAUCCAGAUUUACAAAAUAUGAUUGAUUGGAUUCAACGUCAUUGGCUUCAUUGUUGUGGUAUAAAUAAUUAUCGAAAUUGGGAAAAUAAUAUUUAUUUUAAUUGUUCAUCUAAAUCUCUUGGAAGUAUUGAAGCAUGUGGUGUACCAGCUAGUUGUUGUCGUACAGAAUAUUUUCAUAAUAAUAAACAAUGUGGAUAUGGAAUAUUAGAAUCAACAGCAGGAAUACAUAUGAUUUAUACAGAAGGAUGUUUACCAAAAGCAUCAAAAUGGUUUGAAAAACAUAUUUUAUAUGUAGCUAUAGUUAUUGUUAUUCUUGCUGUAUUACAAAUUCUUAGCAUUUGUUUUGCACAAAAUCUUCGUAAUGAUAUUCUUGUUCAAAAAGCUAAAUGGACAUGGCAUACACAUCCAUUGAUGAAAUAUCAACGAUAUUAG